ACAGUAUUACCUGAACAUGGGUUUCCAACAAGUAUGCCCUCAAAAACGCAAAUGUGUAAAUGUUUGCCGUCGCUCAAAAUGCCCACGCUUAAACAUGGCUCUUAUUUUGAAGGCGGUGACCGGAAGCGGCGAGGUUCGCUGUCGCUAACUUGCCCCUGGUUUCUUGGCUCGCUGCAAAGGACACAAUGCCUUUCCACAGUGAGGACCUUUCGGCGUGCGCGGCGUGUCUGAGCUGAAAACAGAUGCGGGAGCUUCGCUGGACGACCCAGAUGUCGAGCAGACCGCGGAGAUCGGGUCCCAGAUAAGAGCAGAAGUCCCCCGCAGGGACCAUGGGACUGCCGGAGCUGCUGCUCGGACUGCUGUGGUUCCGCUCCGCUCUGCUCUGCGCAGGCUGCAGUGAGCGAGUGGAGGUCCAUACAGAGCGGAGGGGUGUGAUCUACAGUCCCUCCUGGCCUUUAAACUACCCCCCUGGAGUCAACUGCAGCUGGCAUAUCCAGGGGGGUCAGGGAGAGGUCAUUACCAUCAGUUUCCGGAACUUCGACGUGGCGGAGUCGGGAAGUUGUCUGGGAGACUGUCUCCUGCUGACCCCGACGUGGAGCGGGGAAUCCAGGCUGUGUGGCUCUGUCCUGCCUCCACCCUUCAUCUCCACCAGGGGGCGUGUUUGGCUCUAUUUCCACUCUCAGGCCAAUAGCUCCAGCCAGGCCCAGGGCUUCCGCCUCUCUUACAUCAGAGGUCAUCUGGGUCAGAGCAGCUGUCAGUCAGAUGAAUUUCUGUGUGGGAACGGGAAGUGUCUUCCUCGCUCCUGGAAGUGCAACGGCCAGGAUGAAUGUGGCGAUGCCACCGACGAGCGCAGCUGCUCCCCCCCUCCCACUGAGGCCCAGCCUGGCCUCUGCCCCUUCGGCUCCCUCCCGUGCACCGAGGCCCAGUCCACCCGCUGUCUGCCUGCCGCCCUGCGCUGCAACAGAGCCCGUGACUGUCCUGAUGGCACAGACGAGCUGGGUUGCCCUGACACCACCUGUGGCAAACGUCUGGGGAACUUCUACGGCUCCUUUGCUUCCCCGGAUUUUUUCCGGGCUAACAGGAGCGCUGUGACGGAGCUGAGGUGUUCCUGGUUGCUGGACACCCAGGACCCCAAGCCCAUCGUACUGCAGCUGGACCUGCGGCUGGGGCCCGGAGACUCGCUGCAUGUGUACGAUGGCCUGCUGCAGCGGGCAGAGCACCUCUUACAGGUGUUGUCAUAUCAUAACAACAGGCGCCCAGCGCUGCUGGAGUCGAGUCGGGGACAGAUGAGUGUUUUGUACAUGGCCCAGCCUCACAGCCCUGGACAUGGCUUCAAUGCCACAUACCAGGUCAAAGGUUACUGUUUUCCUGGCGAGCGUCCCUGUGGCAGCGAUCAGGGCUGCUACUCUGAACGCCAACGCUGCGACGGCUACUGGCACUGCCCAUCAGGACGCGACGAGGAGGCCUGCCCGACGUGCCCAGAUGGGGAGUUCCCCUGCGAGGGUGGUACCGGAGUGUGCUACCCGGCCUCCGAGCGCUGCAACAACCAGAAGAGGUGCCCGGAUGGGUCUGACGAGAAGAACUGCUAUGACUGCCAACCCGGAAACUUCCACUGUGGGACUAACCUGUGCAUCUUUGAGACGUGGCGGUGUGAUGGCCAGGAGGACUGCUUGGACGGGAGCGAUGAGAGGGACUGCCUGGCGGCGGUGCCCAGGAAAGUGAUCACGGCCGCCCUGAUCGGCAGUCUGGUCUGCAGUCUGCUGCUGGUCAUUGCCCUUGGCUGUGCCCUAAAACUCCACUCGCUCAGGAGCAGAGAGUACAGAGCUUUUGAGACUCAAAUGACUCGCAUGGAGGCCGAGUUUGUUCAGAGAGAGGCCCCCCCUUCGUACGGCCAGUUAAUCGCCCAGGGUCUCAUCCCUCCGGUGGAGGAUUUCCCGGUGUACAACCCCACCCAGGCCUCCGUAUUACAGAACCUGCGGUUGGCGAUGCGCAGGCAGAUCAGACGCCACUCGACGCGACGCACCAACUCCUCCUCCUCUCGACGGCGUCUUGGGCAUCUGUGGAGUCGCCUGUUCCACAGUGGAGGACGAACCAGAGGCCACGCCCCCCUGCUUGACCCCCCUGGACCUACACAGAUCACACUGGGGCUCCAUAGCUACCGAACUGUGGGUGUGCAAGGGCCCCAGGCAAGGGCCAGGUCUGGAGCUGGGCUCGGGGAUGAGGUCAAUGUAGUUGGUAUGCCAGGCUCUUGCUGCUCAGCCAACAUGGACAUGCAGCCCUACACGCCUGAAAGCCCUGCCUCACCUCUGUCCUUGCAGUCAGUGGACAGUCCAGAGGAGGAGGACCUGUCACCUGUCAGCAGCAGGGCUCCGCAGUCUGAGCCCGCCACCCCUGUUCAGAGUGACUGUUCUGCCCAUAGCAGACCGCCUCUCACUCCCCAGGAGGCCUCUGUACCCCCAUGCCACCCCCGGGCAUCUAGAAAGCUGGUUCUGGAGCUUGCUGUUAACCUAAAGGGUGUUUCCUUGAGACGUUACUCCCCCUUGGGGCCUUUGUCCCCUAUCUCACCCCCUGUGUUUCCCAGCAGCUCGCAGACGUCUACAACCCACCCUCACACCCAAGGGCUGGAGGUGACUUCACCUCCCGAGCCCUCGUCUUCUGCGAAAGCAGAGGACAGCGAUAGCCACUUUACCGUGGAAGUGCCAUGCAGGGAAUUAAGAAGCAGGGAUGAGAGGAGGAGGGAGGGCAAGAGCAGACUCUGCAGGUUCAGGACCUUCAGUGAUGAGGGAGGAGAUUCAGGGAGAGAGACAAGGCCAAACUUUUAGAAGAGUUUAGGAAGAUGCUCUCCUACCCCUCUCUCUGUUGAGACCUGGUGUCAGCAAUAUCUGCUCUGCUAAAGUGUCCUUGAAGUGUGUCCUACCAGACCCAGAGGUGAGACCCGUACCAUAUCCCACCACAUGUAGGGGGCACAGUACAAUAUAAUUAGGUCAUGACCCUUUCAACACUUUGAAUGCAUAAAAAUCUGCACAUGCACAAAAUUAUGCAUAUGCAGUCUUUUCCUAAGAUGAAUAAAACCAGCGUUGGUAGUGCUUAUGGUGUGUGCUGUAAUGUAAAUCUUUUUGUCAAACAGGAGCUUAAUGUUGACCCCCACAGUUCAGUGCAAACAGACAACCUUGUUUAACCUGUUUAGACAUAAACUCAUCACGAGCCUGUCCCAGAAAUUCAAACUCAAUUCCGGCCACCAGUACCAAUACAAUAUUGACAACGCCAAAGCAGCCUUUGUGUCGUUACCCAGAGCCAUUAUGCACCGCUAUAUACUGUGAACCAUAAAAGCCUAUUAAGUGAUCACAUAUGAAUUUAUCGGAUUAAUGGUCCCCUACUCUGUCCUAUUCCCACUCUUUUGUUUGAGGUGGUGUUAGUUUUGUUAUUGCAUAACAAGGUCAUGGUUGGCUGUCGCAGUUAAGGAAAAAGCUGGCAAUAUUUUAGAUCUUUUCUAUUUGUCAACAAAUCAUAUGAAAAAGCUAAAACCAAAAUGUGUCCUACUACAACUAAUACUUUUGAACUUCACCAGCCUGUGUAUAUACUUAAAUUUAUUUUAAAGGCUAAAUAAUUUCCCAAAACUGAAAUCUUCAAAAAACGACAUUUGUCGGAGACUAUUUUCAGCCGUGCAUUAAUACACAGUUGGUGCAUGUUUAUGGUAAUGAUGCAACAUGUCACCCAGUGCUACAGUGGGGCUCAUUGGUGUGGUUUUAAUAGUUUUUGGAUAACCAUGGUGUCUGUGAGA
This is a messenger RNA of Morone saxatilis (striped sea-bass), 3781 nucleotides long. RefSeq names its product low density lipoprotein receptor-related protein 3 (gene lrp3). Gene Ontology annotation, cellular component: plasma membrane. Bases 330 to 2822 code for a protein of 830 amino acids. The transcript has 7 exons. Lineage: Eukaryota; Metazoa; Chordata; Actinopteri; Moronidae. The record is from RefSeq and is a predicted model, not a curated record. Gene Ontology annotation, molecular function: protein binding.